This is a messenger RNA of Diabrotica balteata, 2124 nucleotides long. NCBI's taxonomy places the organism in Eukaryota, Metazoa, Arthropoda, Insecta, Coleoptera, Chrysomelidae. The record is from the annotation of a GenBank genome assembly.
AUGGACAGAUUUGUUAUAAGAAAGAGAAAGAGAUCUGAAUCAGAUCAAACUGAAGUACAUGCCUCUACAUCUACUUCUAACCAAGCAGGAGCAUCUACUCCGAAUCAAGCAGAAGCAUCUACUUCUAGCAAAGCAGAACCAUCCACCAGUAAAUCCACACAGAAUAUAUUAGAGGAUUCAUUGACAGAAAAUGAAUCUCCUACUAUUACUCAUGAGAUUAAGUUUAGGGAUUCAUGGUUGACACAAUUUUCUUGGCUUAAAUUAGAAUCCACUGGCCAGAAAAUUUGCAAGGUCUGCAAUAAGUCAAUUGAAGGAAGUAAAACACAUUUGGAGAGACAUCAACAAAAUUCCCGACAUAAGCAAUUAUUAAGACAAGUCACAAGUACUGGUAAUAUAGAAAACCUAUUACAAAACAAUGAACAACAUGCUUUUUUAACUUCCGUUAAAAAAGCAGAAUAUAAAUUAGUUAUGGGUCUUGUCGUAGAGCAUAACAGUCCAAUGUUAGUUAUGGAUCAUGUGCCAAAAUUGUUAGCAUCAACAGUGCCGGAUUCUAAAAUCAUUAAAUCAUUGGCUUGUGGCAGAACAAAAACAACAAACAUGAUUCAUAUGUUAAAAAGGGAAGCAGAAUCAGUACUUAUAACAAAGCUUCAAGGUACUAAAUUUUCAAUUAUCAUAGAUGAAACGACAGACAUAUCUACAAGAAAAUGUCUGGCAAUUUUAGUAAGGUAUUUAGAUAAAACAUCUUAUAGUGUAAUGGAUUCAUUAUUAACUCUAGUAGAAGUGGAAGAAUGUACUGCUGAUGGCCUCACUUCUGCAAUAUUAAAUGUUUUACAUACUUUUAACAUUAACCUGGAAAAUGUAAUAGGUUUUGCUGCAGACAAUGCCUCUGUAAUGAUGGGGGAGUUUGGAGGUGUCCAAGCCAAACUGAAGGAGAAAAUAAACACAAACAUUUUCGUUCUUGGAUGCAUAUGUCAUUCAUUGCAUUUGUGUGCAUCUGAGGCUAGUAAAAAAAUUCCAUCCUGUAUUGAAGAGUUCAUCCAGGAUGUUUAUAACUAUAUCUCAAGGAGUCCAAAAAGAUUAAAAGUAUAUUCUCAGUUUCAGGAAUUUUUAGAAAUCAAGCCUCACAAGAUAUUAAAGUUAAGUCAAACAAGAUGGCUUUCACUAGAGGCUGUAGUAACCAGAGUUUUAGAGCAGUGGCAAGCACUGAAACUAUUUUUUACUGGAGAAGCAUUUGAGGAGAAAGAUUUUGCAAGACCAAGUAAUAUAUUGGAGAAACUUAAUGAUCCUUUAUAUGAACUUUAUUUUACAUUUUUAGCACACAUUUUGCCUUUGAUAAACAAACUGAACAUUGAAUUUCAGUCAGAGAAACCUAAGCUUCACCUGUUGUUUGAAAGGAUCACAACCGUAUAUAAAACCAUAUUAAAAUUUUAUUUAAAAAGUAGAUAUGUUGACUCCAAUAGUAAUGUACUCAUGAUUAAUCCUAUCAAUGUGGAUGAGUAUUUACCAAAUGAGGAAAUUUACUUAGGAACAAAAGUUGAAAUUAUCAUUAAGAAUAGCCAAUUAAAUAACACACAUUUGUUACCUUUUUAUAACAAUUGUUUAAACUUUUAUACUCAGCUUUGUUUGCAAAUUCGUAAAAGAUUUAAAAACCUCUCCAAAUUUGAGAACCUUAGAUUAUUAAAUCCGACAGAGCUAUUAGAAAAGCCAAUCUCUCUAAUAAGCAUAAUUGAUGAAUUUCCCCAAUUGGUAAAUGGUAAUAUAGAGGACAUUUCUAUUGAAGCCAGGGAGAUCUCUAGCUUGCCCAUUUAUUUAAAAAACAAAUUAAGAAAUCUUGAGUUUUCAGAAUUUUGGUUUGAACUUAAUAAUUUAAAAAAUUCAGCUGAUGAGCCAAUUUUUCAAAAUAUUUGUUCAUUUGUAUUUAAUAUUUUAUCUUUACCGCACAGCAGUGCAGCUGCUGAACGGAUAUUUUCACAACUUAACCUAAUAAAAAGUAAGACACGCAAUAGAUUAACUCCAGAGACAUGUAACUCACUUUUAAUGGCAAAAACUUUAUUGGCAAAAAAUAACUGUUAUGAAUGGGAACCGACAAAUACACUUCUGACUAAAAAUAUUCAAUACAAUUAG